Pseudocercospora fijiensis CIRAD86 is the source of this 1028-nucleotide messenger RNA. RefSeq lists its product as uncharacterized. The record is from RefSeq and is a predicted model, not a curated record. Gene Ontology annotation, molecular function: protein binding. NCBI's taxonomy places the organism in Eukaryota, Fungi, Ascomycota, Dothideomycetes, Mycosphaerellales, Mycosphaerellaceae. The coding region runs from base 70 to 945 and encodes 291 amino acids. The transcript is spliced from 2 exons.
GGUGUACUUGUUAAAUAAAUACCUUUGCUCCUCCUUCCUCCAACACUGCAGUCACCUAAACACACAAGCAUGUCCGACUUUGCGCCACCCGUCGGUCCACCUCCACCCAAAGUGCCCGAGGGCUGGAAAGCGGUCUGGAACGAUCAAUACAAAGAGUGGUUUUACGUGAACACGCACACCAAACAAUCGCAAUGGGACAAGCCGACAGAAGCUGCGCAUGCAACGUCAGGCGACGCGCCGCCUGGUGGUGCUCCGCCAGGCUAUGACCACAGUCAGAGUAAGUCGACAGGCCCUGAGAAGCCUGCACUAGGCAGCAACAACCCUUUCAAUGGGACGGCUGGAGGAGCAGGAUCGAGUCAUGCUGUCAGCGAGGACGAGCGGCUUGCGCGUCAGCUCCAGCAAGAGGAAGAUGCUCGAGCUCAACAGAGCAGCAGAGGCGCGUCGGAUAGCUACUAUCAGGGCGGUGCGGCAAAUCAGCAGAGUAACUACGGCUCGCCUUACGGAGUGCAGUCACCUGCUCCUGGUCAAGAGGGAGACCGAGGGUCUAAGAGCAAGGGCGGACUUUUUGGCAAGUUGAAAGACAAACUGGGUGCGGCUCCUCCUUCUUCAUCGAGGCCAGGCUAUGCACAGCAGUAUGGCCAGCAGCAGUAUGGAGGAGGAUACGCGCAGCAGGGACAUGGAGGCUAUCCUCCUCCGCAGCAAUAUGGAGGAUAUCCACAGCAGGGCUAUGGUGGCUACCCUCCCCAAGGCGGAUACUAUGGCGGGCAACAGGCGCCCAGGCGAGGUGGAGGUGGAAUGGGCGCGAUGGGGGGAGCAGCGCUCGGUGUUGGAGCUGGUCUCAUUGGUGGCGCACUCAUCGCAGAUGCCAUUGGCGACCGCGAAGAUGAAGCUUACCAGGAGGGUUACGACGAUGGACAGGAUGGCGACAUGGGAGGAGAUUUUUAAAGAAGGACAAGACUGAUAGCGACGUUGUGAUUUAUGAGCGAGUGUGUACAUCGGUUGAAUGCCUCAAGGUCUCUCUGCACUCC